Molecule: messenger RNA, 1657 nt
Organism: Spathaspora passalidarum NRRL Y-27907
Lineage: Eukaryota; Fungi; Ascomycota; Pichiomycetes; Serinales; Debaryomycetaceae
Exons: 1
Coding region: 31-1467 (478 amino acids)
Biological process (GO): regulation of cyclin-dependent protein serine/threonine kinase activity
Cellular component (GO): nucleus; cyclin-dependent protein kinase holoenzyme complex
Molecular function (GO): cyclin-dependent protein serine/threonine kinase regulator activity; protein kinase binding
Source: RefSeq, a predicted model, not a curated record
GAAAAUUGAGGCAUAAAAAAACUUUUCUAGAUGAGUUUAUUACAUGCCAUUACGUCUUCGUUCCCAUUACCGAAUGAUAUAAUAUUCGAUACUUUGUCACCUAAAAUGUCUGCUACUUCAACACAGACAACCCCCAAAAUGAGUCCGACACAUGGAUCCUUGUCUCUUGUGGGGUCUCCAAACCCUAACAGCAAUGGUAAUAACCAUUCUUCGUUACAAAGCCCAACAAGUUCCCAAAGUAAAAAGAGUUCACCUAAUACUUCAACCGAUCCCUUCCUUGCACAAUAUAUCAACUCACCAAAUGUCAGAUCUGUCACCCGAGACCAUCGCAUAUACUUUAGUUCCCUUGAUAAGUAUCGAAAAAUAAAACUGUUGGACAUUUAUCAAAAAUAUUUGGUACCUAUAAAGACAACAAAUGUACGUUUACAACAAAUUAAUCAUUAUCAUAAUAAGAACUAUAAACAGUAUUUCAGUCAGUACCUUAAAAUAGCACCAAAUGUGUCCAGGGCUGCUCCGGCAAAGGUCGAACCAUCUCCAAAAAUAGUACCUCAAGUGAAGAAGGAACUUCCACAACAAAUAACACCAGAAAUAUCUGAGAAAUUUCUUCCUGAGGAUUUCAUGGACUGUCCUAUAGAUGACAUAAUAAAUUUAAUAUCAAGAAUGUUUCAUUCUUUAAUAACCUUGAAUGACAAGUCAGUACCAACAUCAAUUUCAAAUCCACCAUCAUCAUCAUCAUCAUCCACCACCAGUUCCAGCACAUCUAAAAACAACCUCCUCACUAGAUACCAUUCCCGAACUCCGCCAUCUAUUUCCACACACACAUAUCUCACACGUUUGACGAAAUUCAAUAACUUUAAUCCAGCAACACUUUUAACCACCAUUUACUAUAUAGAUUUACUUUCACAUCAAUAUCAACCCUAUUUCACAUUAAAUUCAUGGACUGUGCAUAGAUUUCUCCUUGUUGCCUCCAUGGUUGCCCAGAAAUCUAUGGAAGAUUUCUUUUACACUAAUGAUCAUUAUGCAAAGGUUGGUGGGGUCAAUAUUGGAGAAUUGAAUUGUUUGGAAUUGGAUUUCUUGAAUCGUAUUGAUUGGAGAUGUAUCCCAGGAAGACUCAGUCAGGAAGGUGAAAAUGCUGGAAAUUAUUCACAAAUUAAAUAUGCUAAGGAUGUUCUUAAUUUGUAUUAUGUACAAUUGAUUGAAUUGAUGGGGAAAAAUACUAAAUUAAGUGAAGAAAAAUUGGUUCAUUAUUUGAAGACUCCCGUGGCAGAAAAGGAAGAUGAGUUUGAAGAUGAUGAUGAUGAUGACGAAGAAUUUGAAAACGGAGAUGACACUGAAGACAUUGUCUUUGAUGAAGAAAGUGAUUACUAUGAUAGUGAGGAUGAAGAUGAAGAAAUUAAUGAUUGUGACGACGAGUACAAAUACGAUAAUGCUUCAUCUAGACAUCUCAAGAGAAAAUUUGAAGACUGAAAAAUAUAAGAGAAGUUCUUCUAUCCUAUUUUAGGAUUUAGGUAAAAUCCACUUAUUAUAGGAUUAAUUGGGUUUAUAAGCGGAUUAUUGGGUAAAUAUUAUAAAAAAAAGUAUACUGGGUAUACAUUUCGUUCCAUAUAUAUAUAUAUAGAAGCCGUGCUUCAUCAAAAUUAAUGUAAUUAUUAGAGUA